This is a messenger RNA of Lolium perenne, 2946 nucleotides long. Its product is annotated as probable ubiquitin-conjugating enzyme E2 23. The record is from RefSeq and is a predicted model, not a curated record. Lineage: Eukaryota; Viridiplantae; Streptophyta; Magnoliopsida; Poales; Poaceae. Gene Ontology annotation, molecular function: ubiquitin conjugating enzyme activity.
AUGGACGUUGACGCCACGUCAUCGCCAAAUAUUUACUUGCAAGACCUGGUGAGUUUUGGGCGCGGUCUCCUCCGUCAAGGGCUAGUUGUCCAGGACAGCACGGUGAAAAACAGCUCUCUCCCCGUGGACACGUUCGCGAUCCUCCUCAUCGACAACUCUGUCGUCUAUAAGAACGCCGGGGAUAUCAGAGUGCUGGACAGGAGCCACCUGCACCCCGGCCAGGUGGUCGGGUCGGCGUCCGACAUUGCCGGCCAGAUCGGCAUCGUUACUAGCGUCUCCACCUUGCUGGACCUAGCGGAGCGUGAUAACCGGGGCACAGCCACCGGGGUCAUCAGGGGUGUGUCCCCGUCUAACCUGCGGCGAGUCAGGAGCCUCAAUCUUGGGGACUUCGUCGUGUCCGGGCCGUGGCUCGGUAGGGUUGUGGAGUUGUCUAUUGAUGUUGAUGUCUUGUUCGACGAUGGUGCUGUAUGCAGAGUUACCGACGCAAAGUCCAAGAUGCUACUGAGACUGGAUGCCGAGCAUAAAGAUUACCGCAUUCAAAUGAACUGUGACUUGUACCCGGGGCUGAGUGUCACCGGGAGAAACCCUUGUUCCCUCUUUAAGGCAGCACGUUGGCUUAACGGCUACUGGAAUCCUGGUCGUAAAGUAGGCACUGUCAUCAAGGUGGAGACGUCUGGCGUUCUCGUCUACUGGAUUGCGUCGAUGCAUUGUGGCACGAACAAGGAGCUUGUCGAGGCAUCCGCUCCGCCAGCAUACCAGCACCCUCAUGACCUGACCUUCUUCUGCGCCGCGCGCAUUUGCAGCUGGGGGGUAGCUGACCAUUGCUUCUUUCGAGCACCUAGUUCCACCAAAACUGACGAUGAUAAUGGAGAUGUGUCUACAGCUCACGAUCAGGAGGAAGAAGAAGAGGAUGAGGAGGAGGAGGAAAACAACCACCCAUGCUUUGAAAACAACGAGGACGUGAUUGACGAUGAGCAUGAAGGACUAAUUGCUCAUGUGGUACCGCACAUGAAGCAGAAUAAUGGCAUUCUUCAUUCGAAUCAGCUGAGGAAGGUCUUCUUCGAGGGGCACAGACGGGGGCGACGCCCACAAGUUAGGAGGCAUGUGGAAGUCGAAUUUCCCAUGACCGUCGCCAGCACCAGGACCUCUGUUGACGUGCUAUGGCAGGACGGCACCCUGCAGCAUGGCAUACCUUCAGCGACCCUUGUUCCCUUUUCUUUGAUGAAUGAGCAAGAGUUCUUCCCGGGACAACACGUCGUCGAGAACGAUACCUCCGUUGAUACUAAUGGCCAUCACGAUGGUGCAACAAGACGUGUGGGCGUCGUCAGGAGCCUGGACUGCAAGGACCAGACGGUUUGUGUGUCAUGGUUCAAGAAGGGGAUGCGCCCUGGCAAGGCUAAGGAUGUCGAGUGCAUUGAUACCAUGAGUGCAUAUGAUCUCAAAUCGAGCUACUCACCCUACUACGGAGAUAUAGUUGUCCGCCUUGUACAGUCAGAAUCAACAAACGAUGGUGGUAGUACGGCGUUAAAUAUCAAAAAGAAGAAGAAGAAUGCCACUGAUGAUCUUUCGUGGGUGGGGCAUGUUGUUGACCUUCCUGAUGGACACGUCCAAGUCAAGUGGGGUGAUGGUAGUAUGUCAACGGUGUCUCCGCAUGAGAUCGUUGUCGUCAACGAGGACCACUACAUGGAUCUAUGGACUGAAAUGGGUGAUUGGGUGGAGGACGAUGGCAUGGAUGAUGCAGCUCAACAGCCGCCUGCUGCCAACACGGACAAUAAUCUGCAGAACCCAGCCAAAUGUAGCGAUGUUGAAAACGACGACCCAACAGCGAUGACGACAAGCCUUUUGGGUUCUGCCGUCCUGUCUUUGUUUCGUUUGACCGGCGACAUGGUGGCUCGAGGUAAGGGAUACCUGAAAAAUCUCCAGCCGCCGCCGUCAUCCUUGUUACCUGCGGCAACGGAGAACAUCGCUGCUGCCGUGACAAGUAAGCCUGUGGAUCUGAAGUGCCACGAUAUUGCCAAGGAUGGGAUGAAGGCUACUGAUGCCACCAGCUCCUCCGAUGAAUCGUUCAGCUUCCCACGUUUCGAUGUAUUGCAAAUCACCCCUGAGGAUCACCAUUACCUUGACCACUCAGACCAGGGCGGUAGUCGUGUGAAGAAUUGGGCCAAGGCAGUGCAAAAGGAAUGGAAAAUUCUAGAGAACGACUUACCAGAAACCAUAUACGUACGAGCAUUCGAGGACCGCAUGGACCUUCUCCGGGUAGUGAUGGUGGGCGCUAGCGGGACACCAUACCAUCAUGGACUUUUUUUCUUCGACUUGCAGCUACCAUCGUCCUACCCAGCUGAGCCACCCCAAGUGUAUUACCACUCCUACGGCCUACGCCUCAAUCCAAACCUCUACGAGUCUGGUACCGUGUGCCUCAGUCUGCUGAACACGUUCGAUGGCGAGGGUACCGAGCUCUGGUCAUCGAUGACAUCAACCGUGCUCCAAGUUGUUGUCUCCAUCCAAGGCCUUGUCCUCAAUGACCAACCAUACUACAACGAGGCCGGAUACGAGACCCUAGUAGGCAAACCAGAGGGUCAUCGCAAUUCGCUGCCCUACAGUGAGAAUGCUUACCUUCUCAGCCUUCGGACCAUACUCCAUGUGUUGCGCCGGCCACCUCAGGGAUUUGAGGAAUUCGUCAAGGACCACUUCCGCCAACAGGGAAGGUUUGUGCUCAGGACAUGUGAUGCGUGCCUGCGGGGAUGCAUCGUCGGUGAUGCCCAUGCCACCGAAGCGAUGAAGGAACAUCCAUGCUCAGCCGGGUUAAAGCUUGCGGUCGCCAACAUGUUGCCUAUCCUCGUGGCAGCUUUCACAGAGAUCGGCGCCCAGCGGUGCGAAGAGUUUCAGAAGUCAUAUGCUCUCAGCACCGCUCACUCGUAUGUACAUCACAUAAAUAUCUCAAAUUAA